AUGGAAGUCCCUUUAUCUCUAUUCCUCCAAAAACAUCCUUUUGUCCAAUCACAAACUCAUGAAUUAAAACACUGGAACUCAAUAAUCAAGCACCACACUAAGCUCAAAGAUGACGUUGCCAUACUCACAACAUAUACCCAGAUGGAAUCUUUGGGUAUUUUGCCGGAUAAUGCCACUUUGCCUCUGGUACUCAAGGCCUGUGGCCGACUACAAGCCAUAGAAAAAGGUAAGAAAUUACACAAUUCCAUUUCGAGUACAAAUUUGGCUUCUGAUAUCCGUGUUCAGACAGCUCUUGUGAACUUCUAUUCAAAAUGUGGGAUGUUGCAGAAUGCACUUACAGUGUUCGAUGAAAUGACUCAGAGAGAUGUCGUUUCAUGGAAUGCUAUGAUUUCUGGGUGUUUUUGUUGUUAUGAGUACCAAAAAGCUCUCCAUUUGUUUUCUCAAAUGCAAAAGGAAAAUCUAAAGGCGAAUUCAGUGACCAUUGUUGAGCUGCUUCAGGUGUGUGGGGAGCUUUUGGAAUUGAGGUCUGGGAAGGAGAUACAUGGGUAUUCCUUGAGACAUGGUUUGUUUAACACAAAUCCUCAUGUGGAUUCUUCUUUAAUGGGGUUUUAUUUAAAAUUUGAUCCAUGGAUUGCAAGUCUUGUUUUUGAGACAUUAGCUUCAAGAAACACGAUAAGUUGGAACACUAUGAUAAGUGGCUAUAUUAACCAUGGGGAUUUCUUGAAAGCUCUGAAACUUUUCAUUCUCAUGCUCAAUGAAGGAUUCAAAUGUGAUUCUAUCACAAUGUUAGUUGUCAUUCAAGCAUGUGCUGAAUUUGGAGAUCAUGGACUAGGAAUGCAAGUUCAUCAACUGGUUAUCAAAUUUGGUUACAACAAUAUGCAUAUAGUCAACUCAUUGGUCAACAUGUACAACAAAUAUGCAGAUUUAAAAUCAUCCUAUGAGCUAUUUACCUCGAUUCCAACAAAAGAUGUUGCAUUAUGGAAUUCUAUGUUAUCUUGUUAUGUUGAAAACGGAUUAAUCAAUGAAUCAAUACAUUUGUUAAAUAAAAUGCAGUUGGAGGGCAUUAAGGUAAAUGAACGAACUAUAGUCAUUAUACUUCCUCUAUGUGCAAAUCUUUCUAAUGGUUUAAUAAAUGGUAAAAGCUUACAUGCUUAUGCUUUUAAGAUUGGAAAGGAAAGAAACAAACAUAUUGGAAACAGCUUAGUGAAUAUGUACACAUUGUUAAACUGUGUUGAAGAUGCCACAAAGGUUUUUCAUAAGAUGAAGGACAUAGAUGUAAUUUCAUGCAAUGUUUUCAUCUCUGCAUUGGCAAAUAACAAACUCAAGGUUCAAUCUUGUGAAAUUUUCACCAAGAUGCUAGAAUUGGAAAUCAAACCGAAUUCUCAAACAAUAACCUCAAUACUUUCUGCUUUUGAUGGAAUAGGUUUCUUGAAAUUUGGCAAAUCCAUUCAUGGUUAUGUGAUGAAAUGUGGGAUUGAGAUAGAUGCAUCUUUAAACACUGCACUUACAGAAAUGUAUAUAAAUUGUGAAGAUGAAUCAACGGGUAUGAGGGUAUUUGAGGAAUUUCCUUAUAAAGAUUUGAUUUCUUGGAACUCGUUGCUUUCAACUUACUUCAAGAACAAUCAACCCUACAAAACUUUACUCCUUUUUCAUCAUAUGAUCACAAGGGUAAAAGUAAAACCGAAUUUUGUCACAAUCAUAAACAUUCUCUCGUUAUACACUCAUCUUUCUAAUCUCCCACAAGGGAAAUUCCUACAUGCUUACACAUUAAGAAGAUUUUCAUCGUUAAAUUACGAUUUACCCCUUGUGAAUGCCUUCAUAACUAUGUAUUCAAGAUGUGGUAGUUUGGAAUAUGCUGAAAAUCUCUUUAAUGUAUUACCAAAAACAAAUAUUAUUUCAUGGAAUGCAAUGAUUGCUGGAUAUGGAAUGCAUGGACAUGGGGAUGCAGCUAUGUUGACUUUUUCAAAAAUGGUCAAACAAGGAUUUACACCAAAUCGAGUGACAUUUAUUUCUGCUUUAUCUGCUUGUAGUCAUUCUGGAAUGAUACAAAAAGGUUUACAACUUUUUUAUUCCAUGGUUCAAGAUUUUGGUAUAACUCCUGAACUUGUUCACUACAAUUGUUUAGUUGAUCUUUUAGCUCGUGGGGGGUUCUUGAAUGAAGCUAAAUAUGUGAUUGACACUAUGCCCAUGGCACCAGAUGCUGCCACCUGGCGAGCUCUGAUUGGUGGGUGUCGAGUCUACUCAGAUACCCACUUGGCUAAAGCUGCUUUUGAGAAUCUUAUUGAAUUAGAACCAAAGAAUCCUGGGAAUUACGUGUUGUUAUCCAACAUUUAUGCGGCUUCUGGACUUUGGGAUGAAGUAAAGAGUUUAAGAUUGAUUCUUGAAAACAAGGGUUUGAAGAAGCCAGCUGGCAGAAGUUGGAUUGUUAUCAAAAGUCAACUUCAUUUCUUUGCAGCAGGAGAUAAAUCACAUCCACAAUCCGAAACAAUCUACAGAAAGUUGACUUCUUUGUUGACUUUUGUUAAGGAAAUGGGGUAUGUUCCUGAUCUUAGAUGGGUUCUUCAUGAUGAAGAUGAUGAAAGAAAAAUGGUGAGGAUUUUAAGUCAUAGUGAGAAACUAGCAAUUGCAUUUGGAUUGAUUAAUGUGAGUGGUUGUUCACGGAUCUUGAUUACUAAGAACCUAAGGAUUUGUGGUGAUUGUCAUGAAUUUAGUAAGUAUGUUUCAAAGCUUUUGAGGAGGACCAUAAUUAUAAGGGAUGCUACUCGUUUCCACCAUUUUGUAGAUGGAUUAUGCUCUUGUAAGGACUAUUGGUAA
This is a messenger RNA of Lactuca virosa, 2814 nucleotides long. NCBI's taxonomy places the organism in Eukaryota, Viridiplantae, Streptophyta, Magnoliopsida, Asterales, Asteraceae. The record is from the annotation of a GenBank genome assembly.